UUUGUUUCAGCGAUAGUUGAAGUUUACAAGAAUGAAGGUAACGAGGUUUGCUUAAAAGGAGAUUUUCUCAACGCCUCUCACUUUUACACGGAAGGAAUUAAAGUGAAAUGCGGAAACAAAGAAUUGAAGGCCAAACUGUACAACAACAGGGCGACAGUACAUUUCAAAUUAGGUAAGAAUUGGUUAGGAUUUAAUAUUUUUAGCGUACUUUGUUUCUUCACUUGGCAGUUGGCCUCACUGAGUGCGUGAGGUAGUUCGUGUAGGCAUGUCUGUGUUUAGAAUCUAUUCACAGCACAGACGUCCCAAGCUCACGUCUCGAGAAAAAGCGAACGAUUAAUUUAUGAAAGCAUCACGCUUUGUAUGACUCCGUGUUAAGUUUCGAGAGGCGGGAACCGUUGAGAAUUUGACACAUGUUAUAAGGAAAAGUACAGGGAACGAAAUAUGGUCGAUUUAUAUCGAUAAAUAUUUCGAAAUAUGUACAUUUUAUACGUAAAAUCAUUAGCACUUACUCACAUCCUGUGUGUCCGUUGUGGUUUCCGGCGUUCUCUGCCGUUUUAAGCUUGUUGUGCCAUCCUGUUAUUCCUGUUAUAAAACUUCUGAUGAUUCAAACCUGUAUUGAGCGGUGACCGCUUCAUACAGGCUCUGAAAAAUAGGGGUAAUAUAAAAAACGAUUAAAAAAAUGCCAUUUCAUGCCAUUAUAAUUGACCAUUUCAUUUACAAAAACCCGGUCAAAAAUAUUAUCAAAAUUGAUUUAAUUCGGGAGAUAUACAGAUUAAAUUUUACGUGAAAGAUUAUUCAUAGUUUUGUUUGAGUAGUUCCGCUUUAAAUGACCGCUUAAUACAGGUGGAAGACAAUAGAAACAGGCCGUUGGGAUUAACUCAAAAGUGACUGUGACUGCUUAUUAAAGGUGGAAAUUACAGUGACUAAGAGCAAACACAUACAGGACUAUGACAAUCGACCGCUAACACAGGGUAACCGCUUACGGUGCCGCUUAAUACAGGUUCGACUGGACGUUCUGCUAUCAGAUUUCAUUUCUCUUAUAGGCAACUACCACGAGUCACUGAGGGAUGCAACAGCCGCCUAUCGAUUACAACCAACAUACCUGAAGGCAAUUAUGAGAGGUAUUUUUUUCUCCUAUCUUUUAAGCUGA
Messenger RNA from Pocillopora meandrina, 1150 nucleotides. The record is from the annotation of a GenBank genome assembly. Lineage: Eukaryota; Metazoa; Cnidaria; Anthozoa; Scleractinia; Pocilloporidae.